Messenger RNA from Arabidopsis thaliana (thale cress), 483 nucleotides. RefSeq names its product F-box associated ubiquitination effector family protein. The transcript has a single exon. The record is from RefSeq and is marked reviewed. NCBI's taxonomy places the organism in Eukaryota, Viridiplantae, Streptophyta, Magnoliopsida, Brassicales, Brassicaceae. The coding region runs from base 1 to 483 and encodes 160 amino acids.
AUGAAUAUUACUAUCCCUAACAUUAACUCUGCGAACUGGGAGAUACAGUUUUCUGCACGUGGCGUGUCUCUCAAGGGAAAUACUCAACAAAAGCAUCUCCCUGAGUUCUUACUCUGUUAUGAUUUUACAAGAGAGAUAUUUGGACCCCCUCUAAGUCUACCGUUUCACUCUUUUAAUGAAGAUACUGUGACUCUAUCUAGUGUUAGAGAUGAGCAACUUACAGUGUUAUUUGAGAGAGAUGAUACAUUACAGAUGGAGAUAUGGAUUACGACUAAGAUUGAGCCCGAAACAGCGUCGUGGAGCAAGUUGUUCUUAGCGGUGGGUAUGGAACCACUAACUGGUUUGCAGUUUCAGGUUGCCGCUGGGAAUUUCUUUGUUGACGAGGAGAAGAAAGUUGUCGUGUUUUUGGAUAAAGACACAGAGACGCGGGAGCGCUACAUAGCCUUUAUCACCCACGUAUCUGUUCUUAUGUUCCAAGUCUAG